AUGUUUCCACCUAUAUUCGAAGGAUAUAAGGAUGUGGCUGGUUAUUUAAUUGGAACUGUUGCUGCUUUUUGUUAUUUUGCUGGUAGAAUCCCUCAACUUUUGCGUAAUUAUUAUAGAAAAUCUUGUGAGGGGCUUUCUUUGGCAAUGUUUUACAUUAUUGUUUUGGCAAAUUUUACAUACGGUCUUUCUGUUUUACUUGAAACGACUGGUUGGCGUUAUCUUUUACGGCAUCUCCCUUGGUUAGCUGGUUCUUUAGGAUGUUGUGCUUUUGAUGUUAUAAUGAUUGGCCAAAUUUAUUAUUAUAAUAAAAAGAAUUCAGCCACAACAAUUACUGAUGAAAGAGAAGAACUUCUUCAAGACGAACUUGAAGAUUAAAUUCAUUUUUGGCAGAAAAUCAGGUAAUUUUUUAUCAUCAAAAACCCAUCUAAAUCCAACCUCCAAAAAAUUUUUUAAGUCGUGCUUGCGAUAAUGUAUAUUUCCUAUCUUUUUCCUCUCGUUUUUUUCUUUUUCUGAUUUUUGUAUUUUUCGUUCUAAUUUUAAAAAAAUAAAUUU
This is a messenger RNA of Meloidogyne enterolobii, 552 nucleotides long. Lineage: Eukaryota; Metazoa; Nematoda; Chromadorea; Rhabditida; Meloidogynidae. The record is from the annotation of a GenBank genome assembly.